AAGAAGCUGAGCUCCUCUGACAAAAACAAGGGCUGGGACUCCAGAGAGAAGAGCAGUGUGCUUGAUGAAUAUCUAGUACAGGCUCUUCGCCCAUUUUAAACAUUUUGUAUUUUCAUUUUUAUUUUUUGAAAGGGAAAAAGCACAGGAGCGCACCAUGUCGGUGAAUUCAGCCCGUCAGCUCUGCAAAAUGUUCAUCUCCCUGCACGUUGUUUUCCUGAGCGUGGCAGUGGUGGAGAGCAGUGCAUCAAAUGGCAAUGAAAAAGACUGCGUGAGAUCCAAUGGUGUGGAGUACAGAGGGGAAACACAGAGCUCCUCCUCGGGUCUGACCUGUUUAAACUGGACCAACACCACUAGAGACUAUGAUGUUGAACUCCAUCCUGAUUCACAGACAGGUGUGGGAGAUCACAAUUACUGCCGAAACCCAGACUCCUCUGAGAGGCCUUGGUGCUACAUUGCUGGCCCAGAUGGGACAGUCCAGAGACAAUCGUGUGCAGUUGACACAUGCAAAGAACAAGCCCCCACUGUACCAGCAGCGACCGGAUCCCUCAAACCCACAGGAACCAUUCCCUCCACAGAGAGCUUUCAGCCGGCCAAGUCGAGAGCCUCUCAGGGAGAGGUUGCUGCAGUGCAGCCAGUGAUGGGAAUCAGCCAGAGAGUGCGCACAGCACCCAAAAAGAAAAAGGACCUUGGCAUGCUCGGCUACGUCAUCGGCAUCUUCAUGAUGGCGAUUAUAAUUGUCCUCGGAGUAGGCAUCACAUUUGGAUACUUCUAUAAGAGGGGCCGGGACCUAAAGAAGCAGCACGAGCAGCGAGUGUAUGAGCGCGAGAUGCAGAGGAUCACUCUGCCCCUCUCAGCUUUCUCCAACCCCACCUGUGAGCUGGUAGAUGAGAACACCAUCGUGAUCACAGCAGAGCACGAGACCACCCCCGUCCAGGAGGGCAUAGAGGGCGGGGACCCUCUCAUGGGCCAGCAAGCCGGGACCCCCGGAGCAUGAAUUGGCAUGAAGUCCUCAAACGCAGGACUGUGAUACAUAAUUUUGUGGACCAAAACACUUCACACAUCUUUGUUUCUCCUUUCUGCCUCCCUGAGUAACCUCUGUUUUAAAAGGAGUAGGGGAGUAGUGUUUGCUCCAAAGACUUGAACUGAAUGCUGUGUCCUUUGUGUCCCCUGUCCUUUGGUUUUUAUACAUUGGAGGCACAAACAAGAUAAGCUGUGGACAUAAUGUUAACAACUAAAAACCACUGAGGUGAAUCUGUUGUUAAUGAAAAUAUGUCAUGAGGUCUAUGACAUUGAUUUUUGUUACAUUUGAUAACCAAGAAAAUAAGAUCAUAAGCUGCCCCCUUAAAUCACAGUAUGGAUUUCGAGUCUACAGGAUUAGCAAGUGUGUGUUAUGGUGUGUAAUGAAACCAGUUCUUUAUGAAGAGAUUGUGUUUGGAAUGGGGGUUAAUAAUGUUUUGUUUUUAGUAUGUUUCCAUGUGGAGAAGGUGCUCUCCUCAGGAGGUUUCAUUUGUAUUGACCUGUUGGCUGUGCCGAAGGAGACGUGGAUAAGAAAUGUGGAUGUAUAAAGACUGCUUUGUCUUGGAGACACACUGGUGACACAGAUGUCUCCAAAAAUAUCCUCCUCUGUGACAGGAUGAGGGAACAUGAGGUAAAACAGGCCCACUAAAGACAAGGGAAGUCCUCCAACUCUGCCUUAGCAUGAAACUACUGAAUGUAUUUGUUUAUGUUAAACCCGGAUGAUUUUUUUUUUUCUCUUUGUACUCAACUGACGGGCGGUCGCUGGCAGACAUGAAAGAGGACUUGCCCUUUUCUUCCACAGGUUAAGGAGUGACAGGAAAUACACAGAGUGCUCUCAGGAAGCAUGAGAGACAGUAGAUAGUCCUCUCAGGACAAAACAGCACUGCCACAACACAGGACAGAAAUCAGAAAAAAAGGAAACGUCUGUCUUUGCAGAGCAGGGCGGCGAGUGUGUUGAAGUGCUGAAGAAGCCUGGUGAUUAGAUUCAGACAUUUGAGUUAUGCACUUGAAGCUUCAGGGUAGAGACAGGGAUGGAGUAGAAUAGAAACGGUCCAAAGUUUGAUGUUCGUUCAUUCAGAAACACGAGUGCAUGCACAUGGUUACCUGCUGUAUGUUUGUAUUCAGGGGCCAUUUUUCUGCAUCCUAAAAAGUAGAACUACUGAUUGAAGUCAUUUUAGAAAAUACCUGCCUGGAAAUAGAAAUCAUCGUACACAGAACAUUUUUAUUUUGUUACACAUAAUGCACCAUUACUUCCCAGUGUGUUACCAGAUUGUUACCACUCCAUCACUCCAUAUGAUUUUGUUUUGUGAUUAUUGCUGGAUCCACAUCACUGGUAAUCUUAAGUUACUGCUGCUCCAUUUAUUUUAAGUGUCUGUGUGCUGGUUACUCAUAUUUUCUUCAUAUAAGCAACAUGUUCAAAAUGCUGUUGUUUGUCAUUUGAAUUUAGUAUUUGUAUUUGUAUGAAUGCAGAUUUUCACUGCUGUGACUGAAAUAAAACAUCAAACCGAUGCA
Epinephelus lanceolatus (giant grouper) is the source of this 2529-nucleotide messenger RNA. It is a transcript of the gene pik3ip1, whose product is annotated as phosphoinositide-3-kinase interacting protein 1. Gene Ontology annotation, molecular function: endopeptidase activity; signaling receptor binding. Gene Ontology annotation, biological process: negative regulation of phosphatidylinositol 3-kinase/protein kinase B signal transduction. The record is from RefSeq and is a predicted model, not a curated record. NCBI's taxonomy places the organism in Eukaryota, Metazoa, Chordata, Actinopteri, Perciformes, Serranidae.